AUGUCUUCUGCGGCGGCAGCAGCUAUGUCGGGAUCCCUCUCUUCCCAGGCGCUCAUCCCCCGCGAGUUCGCAGGUCGGUGUUAUGCUGUUCUUCCUUCGAUUUUGCUUUUUAUGUUUUUUGUUCUUUUUCCUAUUGUAUUGGUGGUUUUGUUGCGGUUCUAGAUCGGUGUUUCAAUUUGUGCCAGCAGGAGGGUUGCAGAUCGGCUCCAUAAGGCCGAGGGAGCUUCUGAGCCGCGCGUCGGUCGCGAGGAGGACGCCACUGCGGCCUCUGUGCGUGUUUGAUCCGGCGAGGAAGAGCCAUUCGUCGCCGGUGCCUCCGGUUGCCGUCUCGGCGGCCUCUUCCGAAGCCGCAUCUCUCGUCUCGGUCGUGGAAACGAGCGUCGUGGAGGAGGUGGAUUUUGAGAAGCUGGCGGGCGAACUGGAAGGCGCAUCGCCGCUGGAGAUUAUGGACAAGGCUUUGGAGAUCUUCGGCAACGACAUCGCCAUUGCCUUCAGGUGAGCAAAUCGGAAAUCUCGUUCGCUCGUUCAGUUCAGUUAAAUCAGCUGAUCCUCUUAUCCUUAUAUUCCAAUCAUCGAUCUUAUACGGUCGUGCGCCAUGAGAAUUUGAGAGUCGAUAAUCUUGGCGGUUGCGUCGAUUUUUUUAAUUAAUUAGCUUUUCGCUAUCCAGCGGUUUUCUCCUCAUUUUUACAUACUGCUGUUGUGACGACCGCUUGUCCGCUCAUUCAAGAGAUAAUAAUUAGGUAUUUCUCCUCUGCAGCGGUGCAGAGGAUGUGGCCCUAAUCGAGUACGCGCGGCUGACCGGACGCCCAUUCAGGGUCUUCAGUCUCGACACCGGAAGGCUCAACCCGGAGACUUACCGAUUCUUCGAUGAGGUGGAGAAGCGUUACAAUAUCCGCAUAGAGUACAUGUUCCCCGACGCGGUGGAGGUUCAAGCUCUUGUGAGAAGCAAGGGCUUGUUCUCCUUCUACGAGGACGGGCACCAAGAGUGCUGCAGGGUGAGGAAAGUGAGGCCCCUGAGGAGGGCUCUCAGAGGUCUCAGGGCCUGGAUCACUGGCCAGCGCAAGGAUCAGUCGCCUGGCACCCGAGCCAGCGUUCCCGUGGUUCAGGUAUGCAUGUCUUCCCAGGAGCUUAUCCCACCUGUGACCUGAAAGUUAGCAGCUGAUAUAAUGGGACUAACCUCUUUGGACUCGUAGGUGGAUCCAUCAUUCGAGGGGAUGGAAGGCGGCGCCGGCAGCUUGGUCAAGUGGAACCCUGUGGCGAAUGUCGAUGGCCGAGACAUCUGGAAUUUCCUUCGGACCAUGGCCGUCCCAGUGAACUCCCUCCAUUCUCAAGUAAUCCUCAUUUCACCUACACCAACUCUAUACUGCGCCUGUGAUCGCCCUACUUGCUGGUACUCAUCGCCGCUGCUCUUCCGCUUCAGGGAUACGUUUCCAUUGGCUGCGAGCCCUGCACCCGGCCAGUCUUGCCGGGGCAGCACGAGAGGGAGGGCAGGUGGUGGUGGGAGGACGCCAAGGCGAAGGAGUGCGGCCUCCACAAGGGGAACAUCAAGCAAGACGAGGCGCUCCAAUCCAGCAAUGGCAAUGGAACUGCCGCCGCGCCGGCGGAUGCCCCAGUGGACAUCUUCAAUACACAGGCUGUCGUCCCUCUGAGCAGGCCCGGGAUCGAGAACUUGGUCCGGCUAGAGAACAGGAAGGAACCGUGGCUGGUCGUGCUCUACGCUCCCUGGUGCCGUUUCUGCCAGGUGAAGAUCUGGACCUGUUUCAGCAGCUUGUGCUCCCAUUGUUUGUUUGUUGUCUUCCUUCCUGAACCAGUAUCAUCACUGUCCGCGUGCAGGGGAUGGAGGAGUCCUUCACGGAGUUAGCCGAGAAGCUUCAGGGUUCUGGAAUUAAGGUCGCCAAGUUCCGAGCAGACGGCGACGAGAGGCCCUUCGCAGAGGAGCUCGGCCUAGUUAGCUUCCCCACGAUCCUCUUCUUCCCCAAGCACACGUCCAAGCCCAUCAAGUACCCAUCGGAGCAGAGAGACGUGGACUCGCUUCUUGCCUUCGUCAACGCCCUUCGCUAA
This is a messenger RNA of Spirodela intermedia, 2061 nucleotides long. Lineage: Eukaryota; Viridiplantae; Streptophyta; Magnoliopsida; Alismatales; Araceae. The record is from the annotation of a GenBank genome assembly.